This is a messenger RNA of Cladocopium goreaui, 952 nucleotides long. The record is from the annotation of a GenBank genome assembly. NCBI's taxonomy places the organism in Eukaryota, Dinophyceae, Suessiales, Symbiodiniaceae.
AUGAGAAGGAGACGUCGAAACAGCAAAGGCGGCUUGGCAGUUCGCAAUCCUGUCCCAGCCAAGUGCAGUUGUCAUACUGGACAACUUCGCUAUUUUUUUGCCGCCAGGCUUUCUAUUGGUUCGCAAGACUCAGACAGAUCGGACAGCACGAAGAUUCCUAGUGACGAUGGUUCGUUUGGCGAUGAGGCUCCACGGGUGACGAUGAACAAGUGCAACAUCAAAGUCUUGAGUCAAGAGGAGGAAAGUGACAAGGCAGAGCCAUAUCAGCAUGAGUUUUGUGUGGCCCUGAUGAAACCUAGUGAUUCCGAAGCCGACAAGGUCGGUCUCAGGGAUCGACGGCGAAUUAGGCCUGAUGCAAUCGUGGCAGCUGCAGAUAUUGUUUACAACAAAGAGAAGCUUCCAGCGCGGGAGUGCGCGCAAGUGUUUGCUCGGGACCGCUUUCAACUCUUCGCGCGGUUUCGAGGUCUCAUGUGCAUCUUCGACGCCGGCGCACCGGCUUUUCGACUAUGGUGGGCGAGCAACCCUGGAGCAAUCACCCACUUGUUGACCUGCUGGAUAGAACACAACAAUUCAUUGGACGCAAAGGGGCAAACGGUAGUUCUCGGAGCUUCGCUGAAUGUCUUCGACGAUUUGGACUGGGGUGCAUUGCGUCUCAAGCAAAUGUUUGCUGCAGAAAUCAUUCGAUUGGAAACUGAGAGCCACCACCCGAGUGUGCAAAAAAAUGUGUCUAUAAUUUUGCAUCGGUUCCCGGAGAUCCGAUCAUUGGCCUGCGCAGCAAGUGCCCCAGACACACGUGCUGGCGCGCUACGCAAGCCUCCCAUUUGGACUUAAAGCUGCCCCAGAAUUGCGCCACGAAAAAGUUCCGGAAACUCUCAGUUGUUUUGCAAGCUUUGGGGCUUUUUGAAUACUUUGAGCCGAAAUGGCAUCCUUGAGAAUUACAGUAGAAAGAGCA